Sceloporus undulatus (fence lizard) is the source of this 1367-nucleotide messenger RNA. It is a transcript of the gene MCEE, whose product is annotated as methylmalonyl-CoA epimerase. The record is from RefSeq and is a predicted model, not a curated record. The coding region runs from base 421 to 900 and encodes 159 amino acids. NCBI's taxonomy places the organism in Eukaryota, Metazoa, Chordata, Lepidosauria, Squamata, Phrynosomatidae. Gene Ontology annotation, biological process: L-methylmalonyl-CoA metabolic process. Gene Ontology annotation, molecular function: methylmalonyl-CoA epimerase activity. Gene Ontology annotation, cellular component: mitochondrion. The transcript is spliced from 3 exons.
AUUUUAUAAACCAUAUUUUUAAUAAUUUUGUGCAUGAAACACAAUGGACAAUUUUGGAUUUUGGUGUAUUUUGGGAUUCCAGUAGUAACCUUUUUAAAGAUUACAUCCCAAAUAGCCUGUGUUGCUCCCAUGCUGGGUUUGAAUGGCAGAAAGAUCAGCUCCCACGUGCCUGGAAUACAGCUUUGUGUGUGUUUGUGUUCUUUGUGUGUGUCUGUUUUAAUCCCAUCCUUCAGGGGAGAAAUGGAUUGUUAUAACGCUGCAGAGGUUUCACAGAAGCCAGGAUUUUCAGCACAAGGGUAAUAAAUAGAAGCAAAAGAGGAUUGUUCAAAGUCUCUCGCUUUUGGGAACGUUCGGCCGUUCAUCAUCUAUCAUUGGGGUCUAUGCCGCUGGUGAAUUUCUUUAAAAGGGCUCCUCCCCUGGAUGCAAAAAAUUGGUCCGACAGCAAGAACGUUGUCCGUUUCUGCCACUGCAUCCCAAAAGACUGCACCUCCUGCAUGGAAACUGGGCCGGCUCAACCACGUGGCGAUCGCGGUCCCCGAUUUGGAGAAAGCGACAUCUUUGUACCGGGACAUUUUAGGCGCUCGAGUGAGCGACGCUGUGCCCCUACCCGAACAUGGCGUCUACACCGUCUUUGUGGAACUGGGCAACACAAAACUGGAGCUUCUGCAUCCGCUGGGAGAGAAGAGUCCAAUCGCUGGGUUCCUGCAGAAAAACAAGGCUGGCGGGAUGCACCAUAUCUGCAUUGAGGUGGACAAUAUUACAGACGCCAUGGCGGAACUGAAGGAGAAGAAGAUCCGGGUGUUGAGCGAAGAGCCAAGGAUUGGUGCCCAUGGGAAGCCAGUGGUUUUUCUCCACCCAAAAGACUGCGAUGGAGUCCUGGUGGAGCUUGAACAAGCCUAAGCAGCGGCCCUAAUGGUGGGAACAAUCAACGCCCAGCUCUGCUGGGUUUGUGGCAGAGAUCUGGGGACACGGAUUGACCUAAAUCCUAUUGAUAGUCCCUCUCGAGUUGAAUCAAUGGGGCUUGUCUGUGUGUCGACUCACUGUAUAACACUGGGUCCCACAUGAAUCCUAAAUCUCCCCUAUAUCCUGCGAUUGCCUCCGAUUGGUACAGAAUAUUGUUCAUUCAGAGCAACUGAAAACUGGUAAAAAAUGGAAGUAGCCUUUUAAUAUUUCUGUUCACUGAUCACUCUUUUCUUUCUCUCUGAAUACAAAGCUGAGGUCUGACUAGAUACAACAAAAAGCGCAUAGGAUCACAUCAUAAAUCAUUACUUUGAUUUCCUGGUUAUUUAAGAUUUUUAUUUUAAUUUUUCAGGAUGUAACAGCGUUACUGACAACGUCAUUUGCAAUUAAAAAAAGAAAGACUCGAA